GCGGCGCAGGUGCAGGUGCGAGAUCGCCGUCCAGGUGCGGCCGCCCGUCUGCUCCGUCCGCAUCAUGGACCGCGACCGGGGCCCGCGGAGCUCGGCCGUGGACCUGGGCUUCGGGGCGCUCAGCACCGCGCAGCUCCGCGCCCUGAUGCGGGACGAGACGUGGCUGGAGCGCAUCGUCAAGCUGAGCAGGAAGUUCCAGAACCUGCAGCUGGAGCGGGAGAUGCGCCUGGCUUCCAACUAUGCCCUGGCCAAGCAGAACUUGGCUCUGCAGCCGCGCCUGGAGAAUGGCAAGGCCUCCUUGGCCAUCAAAUACCAGGAACUGCGGGAACUUCGAGAGACGUGUCGGGAGAAGCAGCAGCGCCUGGGGGCCUGUAUGGAAAAGUGGACCCCACAGAAUGCUGUAAGCAGGCUGCAGUCUGAGCUGGAUGGAGUGGAGGCCAAAGUUGAGGAGCAGAUGGAACAAUUCCUAUGCUGGGACCUUCCCAUCGAGACCUUUGUGGAGUCAUUCCAGCACAGCCGCAUGCUCUCCCACCUCCGUCGCACCCAGCUGGAGAAACUGCAGGAGAUCUUGAAGCUGGAAAAGGAAAAGACCCCGGAGCAGCCCAGCCCCAGCUGCGAAGAACAACAGCCUGCAAGCUCCCCAGCUCUUCCAGCUCCUCCGACCGUGGCCCAAGCCGUGCCAGCGCAGAACGGGCCAGCCCCCAAGGUCUUCCAGCUCCGCUUGGCACCAGCUUUCUUGAUCCCUUCGGAAGCCGUGCUCCCCAUCCCUGUGGCGGCAGCUCCCCAGAAGUGCUGCCUGCCCACCCUGGCCACCUCGCACCCCAAGGCGCCCUUUGUGGGCUCCCCCUUGAGUCUGAUUGGACACAUCCACUUGCCGCAGGCCCAUUUGCCUCACCAGAAGAAAAAGGAGCCUCCCCACCGGUAGACGCUGGCACCGACGGGACAUUUCUACCGGAGCCUCUGACACGAGCUACGAUGUGCCAGGGUCCGAGGUGUGAUGCCAGCCCACCAAGGACUCCGUUCUCCCAGACUUGCCAGGAGCUGGGGGUUGCGGGUGGGCUGGGCUGGGGGGAAUGAGCUGGCUCCCUCUUCUCUCUGGCUGCUGAGUGUCAUGUGGUUUUAAUCCCCCUCCUGUCCCCCAUCCCCUUAGGCAGCCUGGCUGGCCGGGGUUCUAACACAUUAUAAUUAUAGGCAGCAGAGACAGGGCU
Heteronotia binoei (common prickly gecko) is the source of this 1208-nucleotide messenger RNA. RefSeq names its product VPS37D subunit of ESCRT-I (gene VPS37D). The record is from RefSeq and is a predicted model, not a curated record. NCBI's taxonomy places the organism in Eukaryota, Metazoa, Chordata, Lepidosauria, Squamata, Gekkonidae. Gene Ontology annotation, cellular component: ESCRT I complex. The transcript has 4 exons. The coding region runs from base 65 to 925 and encodes 286 amino acids. Gene Ontology annotation, biological process: protein targeting to membrane; ubiquitin-dependent protein catabolic process via the multivesicular body sorting pathway; protein targeting to vacuole.